GAAUGAAAGCAAUAGCUUAUCGUUUUGGUCCAAGUCGCUCGUGGAAUAAAGGAUACAAGCCAGUUUACUUCCCUCAUCAAAAGGAAACCAAAACAACCAUGGAUAGAUUGGACUUGAAGCACUUGUUUCAUAAUCUAUUUGUGUUAUUCAUCAUUGUUUGCUUUUCUUCCUCUGUCCAUGGAAGUAGUGAAGCAGUUGGAUAUGGCUACAAGCUCAAAUCUGUUUCCGUCGAUGCAAAUGGAAAAUGGUUGACCGCUGAUCUUGGUCUUAUCCGCAACUCCUCUGUUUAUGGACCUGACAUUCAAAAUCUGAGUCUUUUUGCCAGCUUUGAGACAAGCAAUCGUUUGAGAAUCAAAGUUACAGAUUCAGGCCAUGAAAGAUGGGAAAUCGGACAGGAAAUCAUUCCCCGUCAAUCUCAAUUCCCACACCGGUCAUUGCCAGAAAACCAUCGGAGCUCAUCCGCAAAGUACCAAGGCCAAACACCGAAGCAGCAGAAGGAAAACUACUACGUGUCGGACCCAACAUCGGACCUCAUCUUCACCCUCCAUAACACCACGCCAUUCGGGUUCUCCGUGAGGCGCCGCUCCUCAGGCGACAUUCUUUUCGACACAUCGCCGGAUGCUUCCGAUUCGGGCACUUUCCUGGUGUUCAAGGACCAAUAUAUUCAACUCUCCUCCUCCCUGCCACAAGGCAGGUCUUCACUUUAUGGACUGGGAGAGCACACCAAGAGAUCCUUCAAGUUGCAACAUAAUGACACUUUGACUUUGUGGAAUGCGGAUUUGGCAAGUGCUAAUCUGGAUGUUAAUCUUUAUGGAUCACAUCCCUUUUACCUUGACAUCAGAUCAGCAUCCGCAGAUGGCAAAGUAUCAGCAGGAACUACCCAUGGAGUUCUGUUGCUUAACAGCAAUGGGAUGGACAUUGUUUAUGGUGGAAACAGGAUAACUUACAAGAUUAUUGGAGGUGUCAUAGAUUUGUAUGUUUUUGCCGGGCCACUGCCGGACAGAGUCAUGGAGCAGUACACCCAGCUUAUUGGCCGCCCUGCUGCUAUGCCUUAUUGGUCCUUUGGAUUCCACCAGUGCCGAUAUGGGUACAAAAAUGUUUCUGAUAUCAAGGGUGUGGUUGCGGGCUAUGCAAAAGCUAGGAUUCCUCUUGAAGUUAUGUGGACGGAUAUCGAUUACAUGGAUGGAUUCAAGGAUUUCACUCUUGACCCUGUCAACUUUCCCAAGGACCAGAUGAAAACAUUUGUUGAUAAGCUUCAUCAGAAUGACCAGAAAUACGUGGUCAUCAUAGAUCCUGGAAUCAGUGUAAACAGUACAUAUGGAACCUACAUCAGGGGGAUGCAAGCUGAUAUAUUCAUAAAACGAGAUGGCGUCCCUUACUUGGGACAAGUUUGGCCUGGUCCAGUCUACUUCCCAGAUUUUGUAAAUCCGCGCACUGAAACAUAUUGGGCUGGUGAGAUCAAAACGUUUCGAGAUUUUCUCCCUGUUGAUGGUCUUUGGCUCGAUAUGAACGAGAUAUCCAAUUUCAUAACCUCCCCUCCAACCCCAAAUUCUGCCCUGGAUGAUCCUGCAUACAAGAUUAAUAACCAGGGAAUCCAGCGGCCUAUCAACAACAAAACGGUUCCUGCCGCAUCUCUACAUUUUGGUAACCUGACAGAGUACAAUGCCCAUAACCUGUAUGGUUUACUAGAAUGCAAAGCUACUCACGCAGCAUUGAUUAAUGUGACCGGAAAAAGGCCAUUUAUACUUAGCAGAUCAACUUUUGUAAGCUCGGGAAAGUAUGCAGCCCACUGGACGGGAGACAAUGUAGCCACUUGGGAGGAUUUGGCAUACACAAUCCCAUCAAUUUUGAAUUUCGGACUCUUUGGGAUUCCAAUGGUAGGAGCUGAUAUUUGUGGCUUUUCCGGGGAUACGACUGAAGAUCUGUGCCAACGAUGGAUUCAGCUUGGGGCCUUUUACCCUUUUGCUAGAGAUCACUCUGACUUUUAUACGAUUCGUCAAGAGCUCUAUCUCUGGGAUUCAGUUGCUGCAUCAGCUAGGAAGGUGCUCGGCCUCCGCUAUCGCCUGCUCCCAUACUUUUACACUCUAAUGUACGAGGCACACCAGAAAGGAACUCCCAUUGCAAGGCCCCUUUUCUUCACAUUCCCCCAGGAUAUUCACACUUACGAAAUCAAUUCGCAAUUUCUCCUCGGAAAGGGUAUAAUGGUGUCACCUGUACUGAAGUCAAAAGCAGUCUCUGUUGAUGCUUACUUCCCAUCCGGAAAUUGGUUUGACCUCUUCAAUUACUCCAACUCAGUGAGUGCAAACUCUGGAAAAUACUUCACCCUUGCUGCGCCACGAGAUCAUAUAAACGUGCAUGUUCGAGAAGGUAACAUUAUAGCCAUGCAGGGAGAGGCCAGGACAACCAAAGCUGCUCGUAUGACACCAUUCCAACUCUUGGUGGCUGUCAGCAGCACCGAAACCAUGACUGGACAAGUUUUCUUGGAUGACGGGGAGGAAGUGGAGAUGGGAGUAGAGGGGGGCAAGUGGAGUUUGGUGAGAUUUUAUGGAGGAAUUUCAUCUUCCGGCGAUGAAGUGUUUGUCAGAUCAGAGGUUGAGAAUGGAGCAUUUGCUUUGAGUCAAAAGUGGAUGAUAGAGAGAGUGACAUUCAUAGGGUUGGAAAAUGUUGAGAGGUUGAAAGGGUAUGAAUUAAGCAGUGGCAACAACAAAACAAACUUGCAUGCAAAUCCACUUGUGAAGGCAAGAUUAGACAAGAAUGCAAUAUUCCAAAUUGUGGAGGUCUCAGGACUGAGGCAACCGGUCGGACAGGAGUUCAAUUUGCAACUCAAAACUCAGAAAAAAUAGGUUUGGAGAAGAGCAAUAUCACUCACUGCAGAGUGCAGGGUCAUUAUAUAUUCCCCCAAAAUAUAAUAACAAUAAAAUGAUGAUCCUCAAGUUGAAAAGGGAAUCAAUCCCUAUUGCAAUCCAAGUUUGAUCAGGGUAAAUUAGAUUAAGGCGUCAUUUUCUUUUUCCCUUUGGUAAGGAAUAAACCAUCUUGUAAGGCCACACAGCUGAACUCAAAGCUGGAGCCCGAUCCUGUAUGAUUUCGGCUAGUUGGGCAAAGAACCACCUGAGUGCAUCCUGCUUGCAUGACUUGAAUAAUGGAUAAUCUAUUCACCGGGGAAA
Theobroma cacao (cacao) is the source of this 3164-nucleotide messenger RNA. Its product is annotated as alpha-glucosidase-like. NCBI's taxonomy places the organism in Eukaryota, Viridiplantae, Streptophyta, Magnoliopsida, Malvales, Malvaceae. Gene Ontology annotation, molecular function: hydrolase activity, hydrolyzing O-glycosyl compounds; carbohydrate binding. The record is from RefSeq and is a predicted model, not a curated record. Gene Ontology annotation, biological process: carbohydrate metabolic process.